AUGGCUCAUAAUCCACUGAGUCUGUAUAGAAUAGAAAUACAUAUAAUUGACAUCAACGAUAACGCGCCAUCGUUUCCGAUUAGCAGUCAGGUACUGAACGUAACAGAAGUCUCCUCUCUUGGAGAGAAAUUUUCUCUUCCUUUGGCUGAAGAUCCGGAUUCAGGCAACAAUGAGGUUAAAUCCUACAAGCUCAGUCCCAACGAAUACUUUUCUCUGGAUGUGCAGAAUGUAGAACAGAGUGUUACUGUCGAACUGGUGCUGAUUAAAGCUUUAGAUCGAGAAAAACAGCCUCUCAUUCAUCUAACACUGACUGCUGUUGAUGGAGGGAAACCUGCAAUGUCCGGAACAUUAGAGAUUAUUGUCAAUGUUUUGGAUGUUAACGACAACUCUCCAGUUUUUAGCAAAUCUCUUUACAAAGUGAAAGUGAACGAAAAUAUUGCCCUGGGGUCCCAAAUCAUCUCCCUUUCCGCCUCUGAUUUAGAUGAGGGAAUAAAUAGUGAUAUAACAUUUUCUAUUGUCAAGCAAGGCAGUAGCAAAGCGUCAGAUCUGUUUUCAAUUGAUCCAGAUAGCGGACUUAUAACAGUUAAAGGUAAUAUUGAUUAUGAAGAAAAUGCUGCUGUUGAGUUGAGGGUGGAGGCUAAAGAUAAAGGCCAGCCUCCUAAGAGUUCACAGUGUAAGGUGUUAGUUGAAGUAGUUGAUGUGAAUGACAAUCCGCCCGAGCUAAUGGUGACUUCGUUGGCUAAUACUAUUAAAGAGGACUCAAAAAUCGGAACAGCUGUGGCUCUUGUUACAAUCUCUGAUAAAGACGGAGGUAAAAAUGGAGUAGUGCACUGCAGUAUUGUAGGUCAGGUGCCGUUUAAGAUCGAGUCCUCUUAUAAAAACUACUACUCUUUAGUUGUAGAUGGAGCACUGGACAGAGAAGAAAUUGCCCAUUUUAAUAUCACAAUAAUAGCUACAGAUGAAGGGACCCCUUCACUCUCUAGUACCAGUGUUAUCACAAUUCAUAUAUCUGAUGUGAAUGACAAUGCGCCACGCUUCCCAGAAGCUGUGAUGAACGUGUUUCUAAAGGAAAACAGCCCAGCAGGUGCCAUUAUAGCGACAGUGUCCGCGCAGGAUCCAGAUAUCAACACGAACGCUCAUAUUUCUUAUACUUUAAUUAGCAGAGACAAAACUGUGAUUCCAUUGAUCUCUAUGAUUGACAUAAAUAGUGAGAGUGGAGACUUAUACAGUAAACAAUCAUUUAACUACGAAGACCUUAAAUCAUUUCAGUUUGAAAUUCAGGCGACAGAUUCGGGUCUUCCAUCACUAAGCAGCAGCUUGACAGUAAAUGUUUUUAUAACUGAUGAGAAUGACAACAGUCCAGUUAUUUUACCGCCUUAUUCUGAUCCUGGAUCAGUUAAUACUGAGAACAUUCCCUACUCUGCUGAAGCGGGAUACUUUGUAGCCAAGAUCAGAGCUGUUGAUGCUGACUCUGGAUAUAACGCUCUUCUGUCUUAUUAUAUAAGUGAACCCAAAGGAACUAAUGUCUUCCGCAUUGGAAGCAGCACUGGAGAAAUAAAGACUAAGAGACGAAUGAGUGACAAUGACUUAAGAACUCACCCACUUAUUAUUACAGUGUCUGAUAAUGGAGAGCCAUCACUCUCAGCGACUAUGUCCAUGGAUGUUGUGGUUGUUGAGAGUCUGGAUGACAUAAAGACAUCAUUCAGAGAAGUUCCUGUUAAAGAGGAGAGUUUCUCAGAUCUGAAUGUGUAUCUGCUCAUCGCUAUCGUCUCAGUAUCAGUCAUCUUUUUACUGAGUCUCGUGGGUUUGAUAGCAGCUAAAUGCUACAGGACAGACGGCAGUUUCAGCAGGUACAGCGCUCCAGUGAUCAGCACCCAUCCAGACGGAAGCUGGUCCUUCUCUAAAUCUACUCAACAGUAUGACGUGUGUUUUAGUUCAGACACAAUAAAGAGUGAUGUAGUCGUUUUCCCCUCGCCGUUUCCACCAGCAGACGCGGAGUUGAUCAGCAUUAAUAGUGGAGAAGACACUUUUACGCGCACCCAAACUCUUCCUAACUCAGAGAAGAAUCCUGUAUGA
Molecule: messenger RNA, 2076 nt
Organism: Rhinichthys klamathensis goyatoka
Lineage: Eukaryota; Metazoa; Chordata; Actinopteri; Cypriniformes; Leuciscidae
Product: protocadherin alpha-7-like
Exons: 2
Coding region: 1-2076 (691 amino acids)
Biological process (GO): homophilic cell-cell adhesion
Cellular component (GO): plasma membrane
Molecular function (GO): calcium ion binding
Source: RefSeq, a predicted model, not a curated record